AUGCAGAGCCUCAUCAGCCGACGCAAACACUUUCCCCUCAACCACAAUCAUCAGAGCAACCUCAUACAACCCGACAACUAUCGCCUCAAAGUUGCCAUCGAUUUUGGGACCACGACUUCCUCCAUUUGCUAUGACAAGGUUGCCGGUGUGGAACCAUUGCAAUCCCGCAAAGUAGCCCGCAAUGUGGUCUGCAAUCCAUAUGAACCGGCAGGCUAUAGAGGGCCGUCGACCGCUGUUGUCCAUGAAGAUAUUGCCAGUGAUGGGCGCAAGAGAUUGGUGCUGAAGUUUGGGGAGAACCUCGAUGCUGGCCGUCCUCAUGGCGUCCUUGCUGAGAUCACGUUGAUGAAGAUGUCGCUCCUACCUCUCUAUCUUGAGAAGUCAUCGGAUCGGCUCACGGUGAACAUACUCAAUUCUCUCAAGGCCCGCCACCAAGAUGCUCUACGCAAGAUUCAGUUGGAGGCCGUGACCAGUGAUAUGUAUACACAAGAUCCUCUCACGGGCCACUUCAGACUCUGCGUUGUCAACUCAAUGGAGGACUUGAUCACCUUGUUCUUCGAGUUCCUUUGGCAUCUCACUAUGAGACACUGUGCCGCAGAGUAUGGCAUCGGAGUGGAGGACGUAACGAGUCUGUUUCACGAAAGUGUCGACGUCGCCAUUUCUGUUCCAUCAAUUGGACCUGAUGAUUCUCCUAUGGGGAAUUACCAACAGUUGUUGAACAAGGCUGGAUAUCCCAAGAAUACCUGCAUCCUUUUCGAGGGAAAAUCGGCCGGAUUGUUUCAUCUCGUCUCAGAACGUGAGGGCGAAAAUGACAGACUGGAUCGGGUGGAACGCCAACGCGCUUUCAUCAUUGUUGAUAUUGGCGGUGGAACCACUGAUAUCUGCUCCGUCCGCCCAAGCGACAUCAACGACGAAACUGUCAUGCUUGGAGCAUUUGCGGCAGGAAUUUCCAGAAGGCUUGCUCCGAUAUAUGGCGGAAUUCCCUGGACUGAGUCCGACCUGCUGGAUGCCUUUGUGGCGAAGUUCGAAUUCCAUAAGAGAGAUACCGGCACUGACAUGAACGACAUUGAGAUUCAGCUUUAUCGCGGCGCCCUCAAGCUAACGGAAGAGCUUCGUCGCGAUACCUUCGAGCUCACUAGAGACGGUCUUGUUUUGCGAAAUUUCAUGUUGCGCAGACUGUUCGAUAUGUGGCUAAACAAUAUCUUUCACCUUGUGGACAAGGAGGUGCGGGACGCUCGGCUCUACAAUUCCGGAGUGCAAUCUGUCACAAUUUGUCUGGCUGGUUGGGGAAGUCGCCCCCCCUACGUGCUGGAGGCCUUCGGAAACCGUUACCGCCAACAAGGAACCAAGGUGGUGAUGGUUCAAGACCUUGACCAGAGUCCGGCGGUCGCCCAAGGCAAUUUCCUGUCUCUUGCAAGCCAAAUGAUUAUCCAGAAAAAGGUCGCCCGGGCGACAUUUGGCACUCGUCUUCACAUCUCGAGCAGCUUCCGCCACGUUGAUACCCAUGGUACACAGCGGGUGGUCCACCAGGGUACGGACUUGGAUGACCCCCGCCAGCAAUUGUCCCUGACAAGAACGGUCGUUACCGAGAACCCAGUUUUCCCGCUAACCCUAAAAUUUGACAUCAUGUCGGACACCGAAUUCCAAUGGGUUGAGAACGAGGGCACGGUCCAGAUUGAGUUCGAGAGUUUGCGAAACUGCGGCUUCCGCCUCGAACAACGUGACGAUGGCGUAACAGUCUUGAAGGUGCAAUAUUCUGUCCAUGUCUGUUAUCGAGGGAUGGUCAGCUUAUUGGUCCUGACUGUGCCUCACACGGGUGAUUUUGACAACACCGAAAGAAACAGAAACCUCGACAUGAUUGCAUCCCAGCAAAUCAACAUUCAGAAGCAUGCAGCAAGAAUGGACAAUAUCAAUGAACCUUAG
Molecule: messenger RNA, 1920 nt
Organism: Fonsecaea nubica
Lineage: Eukaryota; Fungi; Ascomycota; Eurotiomycetes; Chaetothyriales; Herpotrichiellaceae
Exons: 2
Coding region: 1-1920 (639 amino acids)
Source: RefSeq, a predicted model, not a curated record